AUGCACUUUUUGUUGUAUCUGUCUGCUAUCUUUGUCUUGACCCAGAAUGCCCUCGCCGUGAACCAAUUCCGCCGGCCAGCCGCCGAGGGACCUACGGGGGACUACAGCGAAAACCCGGUUUAUGAAGUCGGCAAGGACAUCACCUUUCUGUGGGAUACGGACUUUGACAUGAUCGACCUGGUCGUCUGGAGUGAUGCCUCGGAUAAGCUAAAGACAUCUCUGUACAAGAGGAUCACGACAAAUUUAUCUAGUAAAGCCUUCACUUGGAGGCCCAGCUUCGAUGGGUUUCCAGCGGAGUCCAUGACUCUCGGCGUCUUCUACUUGACCUUCUACCAAGCAGGGACCACCAAACAGGCGGCUCAGUCGCAUUAUUUCAACAUCACUCAGUCGGCAACGGCGGCAGUGGCUUCGAGCUCGGUGGAGCCUUCAUCCACAACGCCUACAUCAACCAAUACCGCAGUUUCAGGCUCUUCAACAUCGGCGACACCGGCCUCCUCACCAACUGCCACAUCGACUAAAACCGUGUCUCAGAGCGCUAGCGAGGGGCUCGGAGCGGGUGCUGCGGCGGGCAUAGCGGUUGGAGCCACCCUGGGCACGAUAUUGAUCGUUUGUGCAGUAGGGAUUGUAACAUGGAAACGAUAUCAGGGAAGAAAGCGACUUGGUGUUCAAGACCGCAUGUCCCGAGGGAGCCUCGCCUGGGACAAUGGCUACCCGGCACAAUACUCGAAUCCAGCGCAAUACGAGCACUCGACGGAAUGGAAAUCUGCUAUGCCAGUAACGCCUGCUGAGCUCAGCAACGAUAGACCAGCUGAGCUAGGCACAGGGAGGGGCUAA
Colletotrichum truncatum is the source of this 834-nucleotide messenger RNA. RefSeq lists its product as uncharacterized. The record is from RefSeq and is a predicted model, not a curated record. Lineage: Eukaryota; Fungi; Ascomycota; Sordariomycetes; Glomerellales; Glomerellaceae.